UAAUAUUUUAUAGAUAUUUUAUGAAUAAAUUAAUGUGUAUAAAAGAACUACAUAAGGAAAUAAGGUUAAGAUCCGAGCUAUGAAUUUUAAAAGGCUUUGUCGUAUAUGCCUCGAAUCACUAGAUCCUAAUAAACAAAGUCUUGAUAUUUACACUAAAAAUAGACUUUACGCCGAAAUGCUUUCAUCGUGCACUAAAAUCAAGCCUUCUGAAGAUGAUGGAUUACCUCGACUUAUAUGUAAAGAAUGCAGCAAACGAUUAAAAAGAACAUAUUUAUUUAUUAUACAAUGUGAGGAAAGCGACAAAACACUUAAAUAUUUCUCAGAGAACCCGCUCAAAUCAACAGAAAAUGAUCCUCAUGUUGAAGUAAAAAUUGAAGAUGUUGAUGACAAGAAUAACAUAGAAGAAUUAUUUGAAAGUGAUGGGCUACUGAAUAGUCCAGUAAAAAAUGAAUUAAAUGAUGAUGGAAACAAUGAUACAGGCUGGAACGCUGAGGAUGACAAGCCCCCUGAAGGUAUAAAUGCCACUGAUGACACAGGUUGGGAUGCUGAAGAUGAUAAGUUCCUUGACCAGCUGAGUCAAAAGACAUCUGAAGGACUGUUCAAUUGUGAAGAAAAUGUAACAAAGAAGGAACGCAAGGGAAGAAAGAAGAUAGGCACAUCAGUCGAGGAUUUCAAUGAUCCAAACCGUGUUGGCGAGCGUUUACUUCCUAUAAGCAAGAGACCACACCAAUGUGAUAUCUGUGGUAAAGUUCUUAGUACAAAGAGUAAUCUAAAGGCACAUAAAGCAUGCCAUUCGGACCAGAGGCCUUAUAAAUGUACGGAAUGUCCUGCUUCAUUUAAAGCCUAUAGUGCGCUGUUCCAACAUAGAAGAAUUCAUACGGGUGAGACACCAUAUCACUGUGAAUUCUGUUCAAAGAGGUUUGCGCGACGCACCGGUCUAGUGAAUCAUAUAAAAGUGCAUAAAGGAGAAAAGCAACACAAAUGCCCCUUGUGCAACAAAUGUUUCACACAAAAAUCACAGCUUAUAACCCAUAUGAAGAGGCACAAAGGUGACAAAUCGUUUCUCUGCCAGGAAUGUGGAAAAGGCUUUCCAAUAAACGCUGAAUUGCAAGUACAUCAACGAAUCCACAAUGGUGAAAAACCAUACGCCUGUCAUCUAUGUGAAAAAAAGUUUGCCACAUCCGGCAAUCUCUCCAUACAUAUUCGGAUACACAACAAAGAAGUGAGGUAUAGAUGUAAGGAUUGUAAUCGUGGUUUUGUGACGUGUAGUGCUUAUAAUGUGCACCUGAAACGACACAAAGGACAGCGUGACUAUAUCUGCGAGUGCGGAAAAUCAUUCUACACAUCAUCAUCAUUGAAACAACAUAAAGUGGUACAUACGGGCGAGAAGAACUACCAAUGUAAACUGUGCAAUCGAAAGUUCUCACAAGGCAGCCAUCUUGGGCGCCAUUUUCGAAGAGAUCACGCAAAACCAGGCGCACCGUUGCCAACUUCGGACUAUUACAAACUUGUGCUGACUUCAGGCCACAGAACGGACAUUUUUAUUGAAAAGGAGCAAAGUGAAAAUGUCAAAUGUGAAGGAAGCUAGCCGCUAGGACUUCUAUAAUUGUGCGUAUAUUAAUCUCUUCCCAUUUAAUUAGAUGGGCAUAACAUCUUGUAACAAACAGGGUAAUUUUUUAAAAAAUAAUAAAGUUAUAUUUUGUCCUUA
Messenger RNA from Aricia agestis (brown argus), 1708 nucleotides. Its product is annotated as zinc finger protein 501-like. Gene Ontology annotation, biological process: regulation of transcription by RNA polymerase II. Gene Ontology annotation, cellular component: nucleus. Lineage: Eukaryota; Metazoa; Arthropoda; Insecta; Lepidoptera; Lycaenidae. Gene Ontology annotation, molecular function: zinc ion binding; RNA polymerase II transcription regulatory region sequence-specific DNA binding; DNA-binding transcription factor activity, RNA polymerase II-specific. The record is from RefSeq and is a predicted model, not a curated record. The transcript has 10 exons. The coding region runs from base 80 to 1588 and encodes 502 amino acids.